Monoraphidium neglectum is the source of this 1188-nucleotide messenger RNA. RefSeq lists its product as hypothetical. The transcript is spliced from 4 exons. NCBI's taxonomy places the organism in Eukaryota, Viridiplantae, Chlorophyta, Chlorophyceae, Sphaeropleales, Selenastraceae. The record is from RefSeq and is a predicted model, not a curated record. Gene Ontology annotation, biological process: endoplasmic reticulum to cytosol auxin transport. Gene Ontology annotation, cellular component: membrane. Bases 1 to 1188 code for a protein of 395 amino acids.
AUGAACGUCUUUCUCCCGGCUCUCCUGCUGUCGAAGCUCGGCUCCUCGGUGGACGCCCGCCAGGCGGUGGCGCUGUGGCCCCUGGCCGCCAACAUGGUCGCGUGCCACCUGGUCGGCCUGCUGCUCGGCGGCGCGCAGGUGGCGCUGCUGGGCGUGCCGCAGGAGCUGCGGGCGCAGACCGUCGUCAUCCCGGCGCUGGGCAACGUGGGCAACUUGCCGCUCGUCCUGGUGCCUGCGCUGCUGGCCAGCCCCGGCAUGCAGGCCGCCGGCGUCGGCCCCAACGGGGGCGCGGGCGACCUCGGGGUGGCUUAUGUGAUGUUUGGGUUUUUCGUGGCCAGCUUCAUCCAGUUCCCGGUCGGUUGGCUGAUGCUGCAGCGCCCUGAGGCUGAGCCCGCGGCGCUGGCAGGCAGCUCGCCAUCGCUGGCGAGCGCCACGCUCGCGGCCGGGCCGAGCGUGAUGGCGGCAGGCGCCGUCGGGGCUGCCCUGCCGGGCGGUGGCAGCACCGGCACGGCGGCCUCAACGGCAGUUGGCGGCAGCGUGGCGGCAGUAGCAACGCCUCUGCAGCAGCAGCAGCAGCAGCUGCAGCAGCAGCAGCAGCAGCAGCAGCAGCAGCGUUUGCGAGCGCUGGCCAAGGGCAUCUUUACGCCGCCAGUGAUUGCGUGUUUGUUAGCAGUGCCAGUUGCAUCAGUGCCAGAGCUGCGAGACGAGCUCUUCAGGCCUGCGGGCUCCCUGGCGUUCCUGGGUGACGUCAUCGACCGGCUGGGGGCGCCUAUGAUCCCGUGCCUGUUUCUGGUGCUGGGCGCCAACCUGGCAGAGGGACCUGGCAAUGCGCAGGUGCCAAUGCGCGUGCUUGUCGCGAGCUGCUUCAGCAAGCUGGUCCUGCACCCCCUCGCGGGCGCGGCCCUGGUGCUCCUCUCGCUCCGCGCGGGCCUGCUGCCGGCCGACAUGGACCCCGCCAUCCCGCUGGUGAUGAUGAUCGUGUGGGCGACGCCGACAGCGGUGCUGGUGCACGCGCUGGCGACAAUGAUGCAGAACGGCGCCGACCAGGUCGCUUCUCUGCUGUUCUACCAAUACAUCGCCAGCCUGGUCACGCUGCCCGUGUUCAUGGGGCUCGUCCUCCAACUGUACACCACCGGCCAGCUGGCGCCCGCGGCGUACGCGGCCGCGGCGGCCCUCCCUGCGGCGUGA